CCAGACAAGUAAGUACCAUAUCGUCAGAUGAACAAGUUGAGACAGAAUGGACAUGAUGAAAAUAAAAUACAAGCACAGACGUUUUCAUUGCGGUGAUAAGAUGUUAUGAGAAGGUGUUACUGAUAGCUGGAACUUCCUUGAGCAUUAGGACUCAACAAGAUAUUGACAACAAGCUGGCAGAGGCCGAGGAGAGACGCAAGGUACAAGAUAAUAUCAUAUUACUCAUGCAACUGCAUCCCUGAAUACUAAGCAGGACUUUUGUAUGCUAAUCCAUCUCAAUCCCCAAACGAUUAGAAAUUGGAGGAGGAGCGAGUCCAGAAGGCGCACGAGAGCGUGAAGCACGCCAAGCAAGUCUCGGAAAAGAACAAGCACGAUGCUGACUUGAGCCGGGACGAGUCCAUGGACCGACUUCGUGAGAAGCAGGAAAGUGCCGAACGAGCUCGUCAAGAGCAGGAGCGUCAACGUCUAACCAAGUUAGAGGAGCAUUCCGCAAAAGUCGCUGGCUUCCACAAAGACGAGAGCCAAGCGCGCGACAACGAGAUCCGAGAGAUCAAAGAAAAGCUGGAGCAGGCCGAGGCCAGACGCAAGGCUCUCGAGGAUGAGAAGCGUCAAAAGUUGGAGGAGCGUCUUCAAAAGGUGCAGUCGGUUCGUGAUGCCGACACAGAAAAGUCCCAAUAUGAGCAGCACAAGGCCGAGCUGGACUACAAGAUGAAAGCCGUGGAGCAGCGUCGUCAGGAGCUCGAGAACUCGUUGAAAGAGAAGAUGCAGGCUAGACAAGCGCUUGCAGAUCAAGUCCGUCAGCGCCAGCAGCAGGAACAGGCAGCAGGAAAGAGUGCCGCGGCAGAAGACACCAAAUAAGAAAACACCACAACUAAACAUAUCUGGCUACUGCAAUGGGCACAGAAGACUGUUCCAUCUGUGAUAUUAUCUGCAUGAAGCGAAUAAAUAGCAGACGCCAUUUAUCAUUUU
Molecule: messenger RNA, 969 nt
Organism: Gamsiella multidivaricata
Lineage: Eukaryota; Fungi; Mortierellomycota; Mortierellomycetes; Mortierellales; Mortierellaceae
Exons: 4
Coding region: 400-858 (152 amino acids)
Biological process (GO): regulation of microtubule polymerization or depolymerization
Source: RefSeq, a predicted model, not a curated record